AUGUGCCGCCAAUACCUUACCCUCUACAACUGGUGCCAAUGCGAAGUAGACUCUGGCUACCAGGCGUGUGGCACUGGCCAGCCGGACCCAGAGUGUGUCGGCACUGGCUUUGAGACGGUCACCAUGCACUGCUUUUGUGAGAAGCACGCGACAAAGAAAUUCACUACAGAGAAGAAGCACGAGAAGCACCAGAGAAAGCAAAGCCGCUCCUCACGCUUGUCUAUCACUAGCAAUUCCUCCCGCAAUUCGCGGUACUCGGAUGCCAGUCUCGUCCAGGUGGAGAAUGACCCCCAGCAAGCUCCGAGUUUGCGGCAGAGGUGGUACCGCCGGUGGUCAGGAAUUUUCUGA
This is a messenger RNA of Aspergillus puulaauensis, 348 nucleotides long. RefSeq lists its product as uncharacterized. Bases 1 to 348 code for a protein of 115 amino acids. The transcript has a single exon. The record is from RefSeq and is a predicted model, not a curated record. Lineage: Eukaryota; Fungi; Ascomycota; Eurotiomycetes; Eurotiales; Aspergillaceae.